Molecule: messenger RNA, 1530 nt
Organism: Closterium sp. Naga37s-1
Lineage: Eukaryota; Viridiplantae; Streptophyta; Zygnematophyceae; Desmidiales; Closteriaceae
Source: the annotation of a GenBank genome assembly
AUGAGUGAGAAUAUGCCAUUAACGAGCACGCCUUCCCUGAAGGAAGGAUCGUACUCCCCUCCAAGUUGUACCCAUCUCUUCGAGCACGCGCAGGCAGCUGAACGCGCGGGGAACCUUUCCGAGCACGCGGAGCACUGGCCGCACGACGGCGACGUCAAGGUGACCGUUUCCGAGCACCUCGGGUCGCACACCGCAUCCGAUGAUGAUUUCCCUCGCAAUUCGUCAAACUUGAAGCCCGAACCGCAGGAGGAGCGCGCUGAGGCUCGUAAAUCCGCGGCGCACGUCGUCUCUCAGCAAAGCGUCGACUAUCCAGCAGCUGGCGGCGACUGGAACGAGUUCGACACAUCGCCCGCCAUUUUCAAUUUCCAAGAGCGCCCCGUGCGCGACGCGGGAUGGCUGUUGGUGGUGGCUGUGGCACUGGUCGUUCUCGUGGGCGCAGCCGCCUUCGCCUUCGACCCCUCCAUCCGCCUCGGAGAUGCCCUCGCUUUCCUCCUCGUCUAUUCGUUCGCUUUUAUCCUUCUCUUCGCCUUGAGCCUCCCCCUCACCCUGUUUCUCGUCUCGUAUCUUUGCAAAAUCUCCGCGCACACCUUGAAGACUCUCAUGACACUCGCUGCCGUGAUCUUCGUUCUGCAAAGCGUCAACUCUGCCGUGAACCUCCUCGCAUCGCAACAUGCGGACGAAGGAGGCCCGUCGCUGCAGGCGUAUGCGUCUUCCAACCGCGUCCUCCCGGCCCUGCUGCUACUCUCCUGCCUCUUCCUCGGCCAAGUGCUCUCAGCUAUCCUCACAUACUCCACAGCCGCUGUCUAUGCACGCCUGUACAUCACGAGCAGCACCAACAGCGGCAGCAGCAGCAGCGAGGUCGGGCAGGCGGGUGGAGGGGAAGAGCGCAUGACAGCGAGGGGCCAGCUGCAGCUGUUCUGCUCGGCACUCAGCCUCGCGUGCACCUCAUCCCUUGGCACCUGCUGUGCCGUUGCUUUCACUGCAAGCGCUCUCGGCAUUGCGGAGAUGUGCCUGUCCGCCCUCGUCCUGGCGCUCUUUGGCCAAGGCAUCAUAGGCAGCUUGCCUGUGGCGCUGCUUCACUGCACAAAUCUCGCCAUCCUCUUCUUCCUCCACUGCCUUGUGCUCCCCACCAGUGCAAUGAGCGGCCAUGGCUUCACCCGCUCACUGCGCCUCUCUCUCGACAUCCUACAGCGCUAUGCAUUGCCCAUUGUGGCAUCCAAUGCUGCUGGCUUCGCCCUCCCUCCCAUCCUCAUAGGCGGGCUGGGCAUGAUAGCUCUAAUCGUCGCGUUUUUUGUGGGACCUGGCCUAGUGACUCCAUUGGUUAUCGGUUUCUUCUUCUUGAUCCUCGCAGCACCUGCUCUUCUCGCCGCUGUAGGAAUCUCCUCCGUCCUGGUUACAGGGGUGGCUACCACAGUGCUGUGUUUUGCAUGGGACAAGAGGCUCGAGUCAGAAGAGGGCUCUGAUGCUGCGGGCCUGGUGGGUGCCGGUUCUCCUCCCUCUGCUCAUGUGAAGGAUGUUACUGCGGUGUAG